CCCAUCAGCCUCAGCCUGUCCUGAGCUCCAGCAACUUCUCAGUUAGACACCGCCGGCACUAACACUUGCACCAUGUCUGUUAGAACAACCAAAAUGACCUACCGCACCAGCAGCGCUGCCCCCCGCUCCGGCGGCUUCAGCAGCUUCUCGUACAGCGGCGCCCCCAUGGCGAGUAGAGCCAGCACCGCUUCUUUCAGCCUGGGGUCCAGCUAUGGAGGAGCCUCCAGGUUCGGGAGCGGCUACAGGAGCGGUUUUGGGGGCGCAGGUGUGGGAUCUGCGGGAAUCACAUCGGUCAGCGUCAACCAGAGUCUCCUGGCACCCCUCAACCUCGAGAUCGACCCUUCCAUCCAGCAAGUGAGAACCGAGGAGAAGGAGCAGAUCAAGACUCUCAACAACAAGUUUGCCUCUUUCAUUGACAAGGUGCGUUUCCUGGAACAGCAGAACAAGAUGCUGGAAACCAAGUGGAGCCUCCUGCAGAACCAGAAGACCACACGCAGCAACAUGGACUCCAUGUUUGAGGCCUACAUCGGCAACCUGCGCCGCCAACUGGAUGGCCUGGGACAGGACAAGAUGCGCCUGGAGUCUGAGCUGGGAAAUAUGCAGGGCCUGGUGGAGGACUUCAAGAACAAAUAUGAAGAUGAAAUUAACAAACGCACAGAGCUGGAGAAUGAAUUUGUCCUGCUGAAGAAGGACGUGGAUGAGGCGUAUAUGAACAAAGUACAGCUAGAGGCGCGCUUGGAAGCCCUGACAGAUGAGAUUAACUUCUUGCGGCAGCUAUAUGAAGAGGAGCUGCGUGAGAUGCAAUCCCAGAUUUCCGACACUUCAGUUGUCCUGUCCAUGGACAACAACCGCACCCUUGACCUUGAUGGCAUCAUUGCUGAGGUCAGAGCUCAGUAUGAGGAUAUUGCCAACAAGAGCCGUUCAGAAGUGGAAAGCAUGUAUCAAGUUAAGUACCAAGAACUACAGGCAUCCGCUGGUCGCCAUGGUGAUGACCUGAAGAACACCAAAGCCGAGAUUAGUGAACUGACCCGUUACACCACAAGGCUCCAGUCUGAAAUUGAUGCUCUCAAAGCACAACGUGCAAACCUUGAGGCACAGAUUGCCGAGGCUGAGGAACGUGGAGAGCUGGCACUGAAGGAUGCCCGGAGCAAGCUCGCUGAGCUGGAGGCUGCUCUGCAGAAGGCCAAGCAGGACAUGGCUCGCCAGAUGCGUGAAUACCAGGAACUGAUGAAUGUGAAACUGGCUCUGGAUAUUGAGAUUGCCACCUACAGGAAGCUGCUGGAAGGAGAAGAGAGCAGACUGGAAUCUGGCUUCCAGAAUCUAAGUAUUCAGACCAAGACUGUGUCAGGUGGAUACGGUGGUGGUGUUUCCAGUGGAUACAGUAGUGGUGUUUCCAGUGGAUACAGUAGUGGUGUUUCCAGUGGAUACAGUAGUGGAGUUUCCAGUGGAUUCGGUGGUGGAUUUGGAGGUGGCUACUCUUACUCCAGCAAUGUGAGCUCUUUACCAUUGGAGACAUCCAAGACAAGCAAGCGUAGCAUUGUAGUGAAGACUGUGGAGACCAAGGAUGGGAGAGUGCUGUCCGAGUCCUCAGAUGUUUUCUCAAAACCAUGAGCGCCUUAACCCUUUCUGUCCCACAGCCUGGACUCUGAAAGAUGAGCCUCCUUUAAGGCAGUAAUCGGGAAGGAUUCUUUGGGUAGAUGUCCUUACACACCAUAGCAAAACCACCUCCGUUCUAAAACUGACAUUUGAUGGUGCUUAAAACAAAACAAAAAAAAUGUAUUUUGAGUCAUGGGUGGAAAUUCUCUUUCUGAUCAUGUCCCAAGUACCUUCACCUGAUUCCCUCCCAGCAGGCUCAACUUGAGGCGAGUUCAGCUAAUUGUGGGCAAAGUUCUUCGAAUACUAUAUUUCUCUCUGGCUUUUUGUGCAAUUGUCAUGCCUUUCAACUUAGUGUUUGCAAGGAAAGUACUACCAUACUAGCAAAACCUAGCACCGUGCCUUAAUGUCCAUCCUUUUGUGGUGGAUUUUGGAAGUGUCUACAUUUCAGCAUUUUUGCAUAACUCUUUUAAAAUAAAGUUUGUCUUGUUUUUGUUUAAAA
Xenopus laevis (African clawed frog) is the source of this 2095-nucleotide messenger RNA. RefSeq names its product keratin 8, gene 1 L homeolog (gene krt8.L). The transcript is spliced from 9 exons. Gene Ontology annotation, cellular component: keratin filament; nucleoplasm; cytoplasm. Gene Ontology annotation, molecular function: structural molecule activity. NCBI's taxonomy places the organism in Eukaryota, Metazoa, Chordata, Amphibia, Anura, Pipidae. The record is from RefSeq and is a predicted model, not a curated record. The coding region runs from base 73 to 1611 and encodes 512 amino acids.